GGCUCGCUGAGCCGCUCGUUCCCGCAGGUGGAGGCGAGGUGGCGCGGAACCGGUACCAAGUGGUCCGGUACCGAGCGGAGGUGACCUGGUGUCAGGUAAUAGAUCAUUAAACAUCAAGAUGUCUUCAGUACCUGAACCACCAUCCAUUAAAAAGGAACCACCCAAAGAGAAAGACUUUCCAAACCCAGGCCUCAGAGGGGUCCGCACAACCACUUUGUUUCGAGCUGUGAAUCCAGAGCUCUUCAUUAAGCCUAACAAACCUGUAAUGGCUUUCGGAUUGAUAACUCUCUCACUCUGUGUGGCUUAUAUUGGUUAUCUGCAUGCAACACAAGAGAAUAAAAAGGACCUCUAUGAAGCUAUUGAUAGUGAGGGGAACAGUUCUAUGAGGAGGAGAACAUCUAAGUGGGAUUAAUAGUGUUGCUUGCUACAGAUGGAGCUUGAUGAAGAGCUCUGAAAUCUCUACCUUCCCGAGAGUGCAGUGUCGUGUUUGGAAAGUGUCUGGAAAGUCUUGCUGAGGAAAGGGAAGAAGGAAAUUGCUGCAUCCAGGCCUCUGCACUGAAUUAUGUCCUUUUCACAGCUGCAGCAAUGCUCUUGUUCUUUUCCCACUGAGAGAGCUCCUCAAUAUUUAUCUUCUGUGGAAUUCUCUCAUAAGAGUGCCAUGUAAAUGAAUCUUUUUUUGGUUGUUAAUUAGUAAGUUCUUUAUAAUUAAAGUUUUGAGU
This is a messenger RNA of Sorex araneus (European shrew), 719 nucleotides long. RefSeq names its product small integral membrane protein 8 (gene SMIM8). NCBI's taxonomy places the organism in Eukaryota, Metazoa, Chordata, Mammalia, Eulipotyphla, Soricidae. The transcript has 3 exons. Bases 119 to 412 code for a protein of 97 amino acids. The record is from RefSeq and is a predicted model, not a curated record.